AUGGCAGCGCACCUGGGCCAUGACGCAGCUGAGGCUCCGCGAGGACGACCUCCAGUCUCAUUAAACCACCCGCACCGCACGACUCGAUCCUGGACAUCAAAUGGCGUUCAUUAUACGGUCGAUUCCACCACCUACUCAACUCCAGGUUUCAGCUUUGGGGCUUUUUCUGGAACAGCGAACGGACCCUUCACUUUCGAACCUUUUAUGACAUCAAAUCGAGAGUCUGCUACGAGACCUGCGCCAUUUGGACUUCUUGGGAACGCUUUCGGUCUACUCGAAGACGCUUUCACAAUGCGUCCACAGCACACCGUCAUUGGAGAGAGUGGUCUGGGCCAAGGAGCACAGAGACGAGUACAAGUCGAUCCUCCAGCCGAAUCCUAUGACCCUGACCUGGCUUACGAAGAACACAAUUUCGCUGCAAACCGGAAAGCUCGACCAAAAUCUAUAUUUUCACGAUUAAAGGACAGGCUUGUCGAUGCGAACCAAAUUCGGCGGCAGCGUAGCUUAAGCAGUCGUGAACGAUCUUCAGAAGAUGAAAACGCAAGGAUACCGUCACGGAAGGCAAGCACGCGCUUCGCACAGACUGGACCGCCGCCAGCAGCAUGGACGACACAAAGAGAACAGGCUCGAGAUGCGCCUCGUGAGCCAGCGCCAGAGUUCAUUGAAGUAGACUACCAGGACGAUACAGCAUCCGAAACGGAGUCCGAACCAGAAUAUAUACACAGCAGAUCACGGCCUCGCUCCAAACGAUACAGUACAGCAGGCAACAACAUGGUGGAGGCAUUGGAGAAUGCCGUCGAGCUGGAACGCCGCAACGUUCGUGCUUGUAAGCAGAAACUGGCACAGGCUUCGAGGCAAGGCAAUAUCAACUCGAACUACUUGCAGCGUAUCGUGGAUGAGCUCAAACAGCACGAAUCUACACUAGCAACAGCGACAAGCAAUCUCAAUGAAGCAAAAGCCCGCCAAGUGCGUAACGAACGACCGCACCUUCCACGUCGACCAAGUUCCCGAGCGCGUGCUGAAAUGCCGCCUCCACCUCCUCCACAGAUGCCACCCCGGCAGCCUUCUCAAGAGCGGUCCCGGUCAAGACCAAGGUAUUCUCGGUCGAGUUAUAACAUGCGAGAUCGCUUCGUUCCCGUCGACGAGUUCACAAGAUUUCCCGAUCAUCCAUCACAUCCGGAUCCUAUAUUUCAAGCGUUUGAGGAUCUGCAUGGCGUACACACUGGGAUACAUUUCGACCCCUUCCACCACUUUUUCGGAGCAGACAGAUUUGCCAUGGACGAUGCACACAUGCACUUCUUCGCAAUGCCUAGUGAUACAUUUCCAGCCGGUACCGAUACACGACGCAAGCGGGCGACGUUCAAUCCAGGAGGCCCGCGAGCAUCUUUCCAGCAACCACACCCGUCAUAUCGUACUUCAUUUGCUCCACCGCCACGGCAGACUCCUGUCGCUGCGCCGAAGCCACCAGCUACAGUUCUCACCUCGGAAGAAGCAAAGAGAUUGUUCUCAAUUUACGACGAGCGUUGGAAAGCCCUCCCACCAUCCAGCCCGAGCGUUCCCUAUCCCGCUCGUGGUUUGCAUGCAGGAGGUUUAGCAGCACGAGACUCGCUGUGGGCCCCCAACAUUAGCACUCAUGUUGCUUCGUGGUCAGAAGAGACCGUUAUGCAAGCUAAUGCACAGGCGUUCUAUCUCGGCGUGGUGGGGCUUUCCCCAAGGUACACAGAGAACCCAGCUUCUGGGCGUGUCGAAGUUGGGUUUGACAAGUCGCAAGCUACGCCGUCGCAGCUGCAGCAACUAGUGGACAUUUUGAAGAAGGAAAAGAUUCGGUGGCAUUCGGAUCGACUGGGCAGACGGAACGGUGGACGUCCGGGACCAAAUGAGGCCUUACAGAAGGACGAGCGCGCGAGAGCAGUCUUUCAUGCCGUGUGCGAGCUUAUGGAGAGCGCGCAGUGA
This is a messenger RNA of Cercospora beticola, 1953 nucleotides long. RefSeq lists its product as uncharacterized. NCBI's taxonomy places the organism in Eukaryota, Fungi, Ascomycota, Dothideomycetes, Mycosphaerellales, Mycosphaerellaceae. The record is from RefSeq and is a predicted model, not a curated record.